This is a messenger RNA of Homarus americanus (American lobster), 579 nucleotides long. Its product is annotated as tigger transposable element-derived protein 7-like. The record is from RefSeq and is a predicted model, not a curated record. Gene Ontology annotation, molecular function: DNA binding. NCBI's taxonomy places the organism in Eukaryota, Metazoa, Arthropoda, Malacostraca, Decapoda, Nephropidae. The coding region runs from base 1 to 579 and encodes 192 amino acids. The transcript has a single exon. Gene Ontology annotation, cellular component: nucleus.
AUGUCUGCAAAUGCCAAUGAGAGCCACAUGCUUACACAUGUGGUAGUGGGGAAGAGCAAGAAGCCUCGUGCAGUCAAGGACAUUAUGCAAAGGCUCCCAGUCCACUACUAUAACUCCCAAAAUGCAUGGUUUACAGUAUCCAUAACCUCAGACUGGUUUAUCAUACAUGCUGUGGUGGAGAUCAGGCAUAAGCAGGUGGAAGAUCUGAAAAUCCCUGCUGAUGAAGUGAAGGCUAUCAUCCUCUUGAAUAAUGCUCCCUCACAUCACAACAUUGAAAAACUGUGUAGCAGGGAUGGAAGGAUCAGGUGCCAGGCAUUGAUACCCAACACCACCUCUGCCAUACAGCCAAUGGAUCAAGGUGUUAUUUAUGCUACAAAAUGGCUGUACAAACGCAAAAUUUUGGAUGAGGUGAAGGAGGUGGAAGAGACAAGCGAGGAUCAGGUGGAGGACACAGGAAGGCAGAGGACCUUCAGAAAUCUUAAGUUAUACAACUUCAGGUCCAGCUCUCACAAUUUUGCUGCUUCUGCCAAAGAAGUCAAGGCAACAAUCCUCAUCAAAUCCUGGGAGAAGCUCCUAUAA